GAAUGAAAGAAGCCGAGAAUCAUGCCAUGCCGGAAAGGGGCUCGUUCCCGGCUUGGAUGCUACUGUUGAUCAGCCAUUUCCCGAUCUUCGGUGACUUCUACAGUAUUACUGCUUACCCCAACGGUGGUACAACGAUAGUGCCAAGAUGUCACGAUGGGAGGGGCAGUAUCUGAAUUUUCGAGGAACCAGAAUCAUGUAAGGCUCGAAAAACAGAGCGCUAAACGUGAUUAGA
Molecule: messenger RNA, 232 nt
Organism: Aspergillus campestris IBT 28561
Lineage: Eukaryota; Fungi; Ascomycota; Eurotiomycetes; Eurotiales; Aspergillaceae
Exons: 1
Source: RefSeq, a predicted model, not a curated record